CACUGCCUGAGUGGGUGUGCGGGCGGCUUCCGGUGAGAGUGACGAGUGGUGGCCGAAGUAGGGGGACAGCAGGGGACGCUUAGGCAGGGACGAUGGCGGACGGCGGUUCGGAGCGGGCCGAUGGGCGCAUCGUCAAGAUGGAGGUGGACUACAGCGCUACGGUGGAUCAGCGUCUGCCCGAGUGCGAGAAGCUGGCCAAGGAAGGAAGACUUCAAGAAGUCAUUGAAACCCUUCUGUCUUUAGAAAAACAGACCCGUACUGCUUCGGAUAUGGUGUCUACCUCGCGUAUAUUAGUUGCGGUAGUGAAGAUGUGCUACGAGGCUAAAGAAUGGGAUUUACUCAAUGAAAAUAUUAUGCUUUUGUCAAAAAGGAGGAGUCAGUUAAAACAAGCUGUUGCAAAAAUGGUUCAACAGUGCUGUACUUAUGUUGAAGAAAUCACGGACCUCCCGGUGAAACUUCGGUUAAUUGACACACUACGAAUGGUUACAGAAGGAAAGAUUUAUGUUGAAAUUGAGCGUGCGCGACUGACUAAAACAUUAGCAACCAUAAAAGAACAAAAUGGCGACGUCAAAGAAGCGGCCUCGAUCUUACAGGAGUUGCAGGUGGAAACCUAUGGGUCCAUGGAGAAAAAAGAGCGAGUGGAGUUUAUCUUGGAGCAGAUGCGGUUGUGCCUGGCUGUGAAGGAUUACAUUCGGACACAGAUCAUCAGCAAGAAGAUUAACACAAAGUUCUUCCAGGAAGAAAACACAGAGAAAUUAAAGUUGAAAUACUAUAAUUUAAUGAUUCAGCUGGAUCAGCAUGAGGGCUCCUAUCUGUCUAUUUGUAAGCACUACAGAGCGAUAUAUGACACUCCCUGUAUACAGGCAGAAAGUGAAAAGUGGCAGCAGGCUCUGAAAAGUGUUGUUCUCUAUGUUAUCCUGGCUCCUUUUGAUAAUGAACAGUCAGAUUUGGUUCACCGAAUAAGUGGUGACAAAAAGUUAGAAGAAAUUCCCAAAUACAAGGAUCUUUUAAAGCUUUUCACCACGAUGGAGCUAAUGCGCUGGUCUACACUUGUGGAGGACUAUGGAAUGGAACUAAGGAAAGGCUCCCUCGACAGCCCUGCGACAGAUGUUUUUGCCUCUACAGAAGAAGGGGAAAAAAGGUGGAAAGAUUUGAAGAACAGAGUUGUUGAACACAAUAUUAGAAUAAUGGCCAAGUACUACACUCGAAUUACAAUGAAAAGGAUGGCACAACUUCUGGAUCUUUCUGUUGAUGAGUCAGAGGCUUUUCUGUCAAACCUAGUAGUUAACAAGACCAUCUUUGCUAAAGUUGACAGGUUGGCGGGAAUUAUCAACUUCCAGAGACCCAAGGAUCCAAAUAACUUACUGAAUGACUGGUCUCAGAAACUGAACUCCUUGAUGUCUCUGGUUAACAAAACCACACACCUCAUAGCCAAAGAGGAGAUGAUACAUAAUCUACAAUAAGGGUCUUAGUGCUUUUAAAAAGGAGAGAAAAUAGGAAGUCAUUAAAAAAAAAAAGACUGUUAUCAAGGUGUAUAUGUUGUUUUUGUUUUUUUCUGUCCUCUGCUCUUUUGUCUAAGGUUUUGAAAUAGUGAAUGUGUUUCAGGCUCCCUUUGACUUUUCCGUCUUUAACCCUGAAUUUACAGUUGGUGCAAAAAUAGAUGUUUCUGUUAUCUCCGUACACACACAAAAUUGUGUCAUAAGUUACCCAAGUACGUUUUCUAUCAUUUGAAAACUUUUUAGCUAUUUGUUUUCAUCAACUAACAACCAUAAUAAAAGCAGUAUAUGUGAAUUUACCUUCUAUAGUUACUUCUAAGCUUUUUGUGAGGCAGCAAUUUGACAAGUGAUUCUUUUGUUUUCUGUGUUGUACUGAGGACUGAAUUUGGGAAGUGCUGAAUUACAUAUUGAGCCCUUUUUUAUUUUUUGAGGCAGCGUCUCAGUUGGCGAUGCUGGCCUCAGUUUUUUGCUCCUUUUGCCUCAUGCUCCCAAAUAGCUGGGCUUACAGCUGUGUACCACUGCGCCCAAUCACAUGGUUUUCAAAUAAAUGGUCGUGAGGCCAUCUGUGACUUAGGACGAGAAAGCAGCAUUGAACGUACAAGAGCAUUUGGGAUUGAGUUGCGACAUGUACUUUGACUGUUGCGGCAGGAACGUAUAUGGAAGGAUCUGGUAGACUGUAGACAUCCUUUGGCCUGGGAUGAGGCAGGGUCUCACUAUGCCAUUCACUGUGCUGGCUUUGGACUCUGUGUAGCCCAGGCUGGCUUUGAACUGACAGCAAUCCUCCUGCCUCUGCCUCCUGAGUGCUCAGAUUACAGACAUGUGCUACCACACUUGGCUUAAACUUUUAAUCAAACUCUUUUCAAUCCCAGUAGUUUGAUUAUUGUUAUCUCCUUCCCCUGACUUAACCAGUGGUUUAACAAAGUCAGGUGACACUGUAUGCCACUAAGACUGGCUGCACUCUACAGGAGCUUCUUAUCUUGGCUGUUCUCACAUGGCCCCCUUUUAUUGGGUUUUGUUUUUUUGGGUUUUGGUUUUUUGAAAUAGGGUCUUGCUAUGUAGUCGAGACUGGCCAUGUACUCACUGUAUUUCCCAGGCUGUCUUCAAAUUGUGGCAAUCCUGCCUCAGCCUUGCAAGUACAUGGUUUGCAGGUGUGAGCCACCACAUCUAGUUCUACCACUUUUUUUUUUUGGUACUGGGGAUCGAACUCACGACCUUACACUUGCCAGGCAGGCAAAUAGGACCCCAGCCCUCUGCCACCAUUUUUGAAAGUCAUUUUUAUAAGACUUCCUUGUGGCUUUUGUCUAUAGGUCUAACUACAUCAUUGAUAUUCCAAAUUUAUUUUCUCACUACAACAACCGUAGUUCUAUUGUAUGAAGUUGGAUAACAGUAUUUUCUUUAAUGCUUAAAAAAUGAUACACUUCAGGCCACCCUUAUUAAAUGGAAGAGUCUUCCUUUUAAAUGGAAUUAAAAUAGUUUUAGUGUCAGAAACAUCUGAGAUCAGUUAGCAAGAGCAAACUACUACUGGAAGCUUUUUGAAUUUGAUUUCAUAGAAAAUAGAAAAAUGAAGCAAUGUUAGUUAUUUAAUAUGUUUUAAAUGAAAGUGAGGUCUGCUUUUAAAAAAAAUCCAAUUGAAGAGAAAACCUAAGCAUUCUACAAAUGGUAUUUUUCAUAAUUUCCCACUUAAUGGAGACAAUUGUGGGUUCUAAAUCAUGAAUAAUGCCAUAUAGCACUAGAUUAAUUUAUUCUUUGGAAAUUCAGUGCAUUGGUCACAUAACAUCAUCAUCUGCUAUCACUUAUCUUUAAAAAGCUAACAAAAACUACAGCAAGUUCACAAAUGUUUAAAUUCACACUAACAAUAAAAAUAUGGCUUUAAUUUUCUUUUGACUGAGAAGUACAGAAAAAUCAUUUUGUGAUGUUGAUUGGUGAGGAAAGUUGGAGUUAAUUAGAGUCUAGCUUCUCAUUAGCCUCAUCUUUGCAGGAACCACUGCCCUUGGGCUUGCAAACCUGGGCUGCUGAGUCAGUGUGUUACUGUAGGGAUUUCAGAUACUUCUCUGCCAUUAAAUGCUUAGCUCUUCGUGUAUUACAGUUCGAUGCCUUUUAUACUACUUUGUUCAGGUGGCCAAAUCUCACUUGAUAAGUUUUUUACCCAUUUCUUUUUGGUUUUUUGAGUACUGAGAAUUGAACUCAGGACCUCGCACUUGCCAGGCAGGCGCUGUGUCACUGAGCUAUAGCCAUUUCUUGAUUUUUCCUCUCAAGUAUUAAUCAAGCAGACUGAUUAUUUACCAGUUUCUUAGUGCUACACAAAAGUCCAUUAGCAUAAGAUAGUCAAGAUUAGAGAUGUUCAGAACGUAAGUCUUGUUUUACAUUUUGGACCUAAGGCAUUCAUGACAGGCUAGAACUAUUGUGCUUUAAUUAAGAAGAAGGAUAUAUUUAAUUCAGUAUUGCUUUCAUUAGCUAACCAGCAUUGGAGGCAGUGAGCCAUUGUUUGUCUCUCUUUAUGAAUUAUCUUGUGUUUCUUUAUAAUUUAUGUUUUAUUACAGAGUCCAGUAGCUGUUGGUAUGAUUAUCUCCAAUUUCCACAUGCUUAUUAAAUCAUUGAAAAACUCACUUUUAAAACUCACAGUUCCAUAUUAAGUGUUAAAUGUAUAAUAAAAGUACCUAUUUUAAAUUGUUUUCAGCUUCUGGGUAUAGCAGCAAUAAAAAUACUAAUUUGUGGGUAUUUAAGAAAACCUAGAGAAUAAACUCAUACUUCAAAAGGUCA
Messenger RNA from Cavia porcellus (domestic guinea pig), 4256 nucleotides. It is a transcript of the gene Psmd12, whose product is annotated as proteasome 26S subunit, non-ATPase 12. Lineage: Eukaryota; Metazoa; Chordata; Mammalia; Rodentia; Caviidae. The record is from RefSeq and is a predicted model, not a curated record. Bases 93 to 1463 code for a protein of 456 amino acids. The transcript has 11 exons. Gene Ontology annotation, cellular component: cytoplasm; proteasome regulatory particle, lid subcomplex.